AUGCCAUGGCGCUUCUGGGCCAAAGCCGACCCGCCGCCCGAUGACAAGCAGCAAACACGCCAAAAUGAGACCCACUCGCCGCCAUCAACCCCGAUCACCACCAGCAGCAGUCCGUCCAGAUUCACGCCCUCCCAGACCGUCGCCUUCUCCCUCGUCACCACCGGCACCGCGCUCGGCCUGAUCCGCAUCUACAAGACCCGCCUCCGCCGAAUCCCCACCAUCGCGCACCUCAAACCGACCCAUUUCCGCACCCGGUCGCUGUACGGCUACGUCACGCGCGUCGGCGACGGCGACAACUUCCACUUCUUCCACACGCCGGGCGGGAGAUGGACGGGCUGGGGCUGGAUGAGAGGGAUUAGUAAGGGGAAGGAGCUCAAGGGCAAGACGCUGCAUGUCCGGCUGGCGGGGGUGGAUGCGCCUGAGAUGGCCCAUUUCGGGAGACCCGAGCAGCCGUUCGGCAGGGAGGCGCUGGAGUGGUUGCGGGGCGCGGUGCUGCACAGGUAUGUGCGGGUGCGGCCGUGGCGACGGGAUCAGUACGAGCGGGUGGUGUGUACGGUGUACAGGAGGAAGUGGCUGGUGUGGAAGACGGAUGUGGGGCUGGAGAUGAUCAAGCGGGGGUUGGCGACGGUGUACGAGGCCAAGUUUGGGAGCGAGUUUGGCGGCAAGAAGGAGGCGUAUGCGCAAGCUGAGGAAGAGGCGAAGAGGAAGAGGAUUGGCAUGUGGCAGAAGCCGGGGCUGCUGGGCAAGCUGAUGGGCAGGAAGGAGAGUUCCGAGAGUCCGCGAGAGUACAAGACGAGGAUGACGGCGCAAGAGGAGGCUGCCAAGUGA
Messenger RNA from Zasmidium cellare ATCC 36951, 828 nucleotides. RefSeq lists its product as uncharacterized. Gene Ontology annotation, cellular component: mitochondrion; cytoplasm. The coding region runs from base 1 to 828 and encodes 275 amino acids. The record is from RefSeq and is a predicted model, not a curated record. The transcript has a single exon. Lineage: Eukaryota; Fungi; Ascomycota; Dothideomycetes; Mycosphaerellales; Mycosphaerellaceae.